AUGGCGACCCCAAUCUUGAGUCAAAAUGAAGGCCCGAAUGCCGUCAAAAUAACAGCAGAGCUGGACCCGAAAUUUUGGAGCCUCAAGAUCACCGGGACAAACGACAAGUUCCCUCCACAACCAAUCGAAAUCAAGAAGUACGAUGUCAAGUUUGAGGCACUUGCAGAUGGACAGCCAAGCGAGUAUAGUAAUCGGAGGCCCUGGAUCAUUAAUUUUGAGGUCAAUCAAUUCGGAAAUCACAAAACUUCCCAAAACCGGUCAAUUUCACUCCUUGCGCUUUACAUGUUUCACCAAUUUGCUUCAAAAUCGACUAUAGGAUUAAAAAUCCAAUGUUCUUUUCAACGAAAGGCAUUAUUAAUUACCAAUUAUACCGCGUCGGGCCCGGGGACAAAUGAGACAUCUCCAAAAAUCGAAAGAGUGGUGGUUAUAUUUGAAGUUCGUACGCCAAUAAAUUUGACUUUCCACGACAUUUUGGUGGAGCUUCUCCCAGUAAUCAAGGAGAUUGGAUCACUGAAGGGAGUCAUAUUGUUGGUGGGACGACAGUCUCUUCGACGACGAGAAGUGGGAACUUUGCGAAUCGAUGAAGACUUGAAAAAGCUUAUUGAUGAAAGCCCUGAUGUACAUUUACCCCCAGUAGGUGUUUAUAUGCCCAGUGUAACUUGUAUGACGAUGGAAACUUUCGAAUCGACAAUUGGUUGGUAUGGAUAA
Molecule: messenger RNA, 708 nt
Organism: Botrytis porri
Lineage: Eukaryota; Fungi; Ascomycota; Leotiomycetes; Helotiales; Sclerotiniaceae
Exons: 2
Coding region: 1-708 (235 amino acids)
Source: RefSeq, a predicted model, not a curated record